This is a messenger RNA of Seriola dumerili (greater amberjack), 351 nucleotides long. It is a transcript of the gene asip2b, whose product is annotated as agouti-signaling protein-like. The transcript is spliced from 3 exons. The coding region runs from base 1 to 351 and encodes 116 amino acids. Gene Ontology annotation, molecular function: type 1 melanocortin receptor binding; neuropeptide hormone activity. Gene Ontology annotation, cellular component: extracellular region. NCBI's taxonomy places the organism in Eukaryota, Metazoa, Chordata, Actinopteri, Carangiformes, Carangidae. The record is from RefSeq and is a predicted model, not a curated record. Gene Ontology annotation, biological process: neuropeptide signaling pathway; positive regulation of feeding behavior; hormone-mediated signaling pathway.
AUGAGAAAGAUCACUGGCAAACACUUACUGUGCUUCUUCCUGCUCGUCUUCCCGCUGUCCUGGGCAGAGGACACAAAGAAAGAUGUGAGGAAGACUGACAAUGAUACAGUUUGGAGCCAAGCAAAGACCAGACCGCUAUUUGCACGGCGAAAGAUUUCUCCAUCACAGGAAAGUCACAUUCCUAAACACAAGACAGACCUUAUGACCCCUUCACGUCGCUGCGGCCGCCUGAUGGAGAACUGCUCCUCUCGCGUGCCGUGCUGCGACCCCUGCGCCUCCUGCCGCUGUCGACUCUUCAACACCAUUUGUCAUUGCUGGAGGAUGAACCACCUGUGCUUAAAGAAGACAUAA